Molecule: messenger RNA, 420 nt
Organism: Clonostachys byssicola
Lineage: Eukaryota; Fungi; Ascomycota; Sordariomycetes; Hypocreales; Bionectriaceae
Source: the annotation of a GenBank genome assembly
AUGACAAGAUCAUCUCGAAGACCUAGACAUGUGGUUGAAGGCGCGGUCCAGGCUGAGGCCCAGGCACGCCACUUCGAACCGGACCUCCGAAAGUUGGACGACCAGGAACUGGUCCGCCUGGGACAGGUCCGCUGCCUCUCGUGCCGAACGGAGGGGCAGCUGCAGGCCCCGAUGGAUGAGCUGGGCCUGGACGCCCUUGAGGAGGGGCAACCGGAGGGCCUCUUGGAGGCAUCGCCGCGGCAGGUCGUGGCCCUGCCGGUGGCCACCUGGUCGGGCCCUCUGGCGGGUGAGGAGGAGGAAGAGGACGAGGAUGAUGACGACGACGAGUAUGAACUAGCGGACGAGUCUGACGAGUGCGAUGACUUGCGACCCAUUGUGUCUCUGCUAGCAAUUGAAAUCUGGUCAAUGGCCACAGGCUGA